Elaeis guineensis (African oil palm) is the source of this 1229-nucleotide messenger RNA. RefSeq lists its product as uncharacterized. NCBI's taxonomy places the organism in Eukaryota, Viridiplantae, Streptophyta, Magnoliopsida, Arecales, Arecaceae. The record is from RefSeq and is a predicted model, not a curated record. Gene Ontology annotation, cellular component: chloroplast.
UAGAAAAAUUAUCAAUACUCCCAAGAAACUUUAGAGGCUGGACGCGUGAAGUAAACCAAACUCGAAUCCGCAAGCCUACAGACUUCUCAUCUCUUCCACCCGGCCUUCCGCUCGCUGUCUCCGUCCCCGCGCCGCCCGGCGGCACCGCCUCCUCCGCCGCCGCAUUGAUGAUCGAUUUCUGGAAGAUUGGUGGAUUUUGAGAUUUGGUUGAAGGAUGUGUAGCAUUCAGACAAAUAUUGGUUGCCCUAGCAAAGGACUUCCUUUGUUGGGUCCCAAUGGGAGGAAUGGAAGAAGUUACACUUCUUUAUCUCUAUCUUGUUUAUACGCUUCAGCUCCUGUGGAAUUCCAGCGAAAAAAGGUGUAUCCAAGGCUGGUUUAUAGUGCGCCGACGUCUAAAAGAUGUGAACCAGUUUGUGCGUUUGGUGCGAAAGGAAGCUCGAAGAGCCAAGAUGAUGCUUUUUCAAUGGAAUCCCUAAAGAAAGCUAUGGAAGGUGUGAAACAAGAGAAAUCGCUGCAAGAUAUGUUGAAGCAGCAGAUGCAAGACUGGAAAUUUGGGGGAGGUGGAGGCAAAGGAAAUCCUCCCAGAGGUGGUGGCGGCGGUGGCAGCGAUGGUGAUGGUGAGGGUGCUCCACAAGAUGAAAGUUCUGCAGAAACAUUUGAUGAAAUAGUGCAAGUGGUUUUGGCAACCAUUGGCUUUAUGCUUGUGUACAUUUACAUGAUCAGAGGUGAGGAACUGGCACUUCUAGCUAGAGACUACAUCAAAUAUCUUUUUGGGGCCAAGGAAACUAUGCGGUUGAAACGUGCCAUGGAUAAAUGGCACAAGUUUUGGGAAAAUAUAACCAGGAAGGAGGUGGUGAGUGAAGGUUGGUUGGCACGAGCGAUUGUUACUACGCCCACAUGGUGGCACAAACCAAAGCAGUUGGCACGUCUGGUGGAAUCUCUCUAUCGAGACUAUAAGAGACAACAAGAAAGAGAACAUGAAUCUUAAUAUCUCGGAUUCCUUUUUAAUACCUUUCUUGUUCCUCCCAAUCUUUCAAGCACAGUUUUUCAAGACCAUGUAUGGAUCUGCAUACUAGGUUAGACUUUGUCCAUAUGGGAAAAUGGCCUUUGUUGUUUUGGAGACUAUUAUAUGCUCGUUAUUGAGAUAGUUAAUCCAUUCACCUUAGUGCACGGACAAUCAAUGUUUUGUAGGAAAAUGCAUUGAAGAUAAGUUUGAUAUGCUUUUUCAA